AGCUUCAAUAAAUACAUGUUUCGACUGAAAAUUAAAAUAUUAACUGAUUCAAGAGUUGCAUCUUAUUAUGUUAUCCCAUCAACAACUGUGAAUAGUAACUGCAACCAAGAUGCAGUGUUCAAGACCAGUCCCAUGAAUCUAUUGAACGAAAGGACUCUGAAGGGUACCUUCUUUGGAAACUAUAAACCGCGAUCUGACAUUCCUUCGGUUGUCGAAAAGUAUAUGAACAAGGAACUUGAGGUGGAGAAGUUCAUAACACAUGAAGUGCCAUUUUCAGAGAUCAACAAGGCCUUUGACUUGAUGCUUAAAGGGGAAGGUCUUCGUUGCAUUAUUCGUAUGGAUGCAUAAAUAGUUUCAAACUGUGCAAGAGAGAGCAGUAGGAGUCGUCUAUUCGUAAAGAUAUAUGUGUGUGUUUCUUGUU
Messenger RNA from Helianthus annuus (common sunflower), 421 nucleotides. Its product is annotated as alcohol dehydrogenase 1-like. Gene Ontology annotation, molecular function: zinc ion binding; S-(hydroxymethyl)glutathione dehydrogenase [NAD(P)+] activity. Gene Ontology annotation, cellular component: cytosol. Gene Ontology annotation, biological process: formaldehyde catabolic process. The coding region runs from base 16 to 348 and encodes 110 amino acids. NCBI's taxonomy places the organism in Eukaryota, Viridiplantae, Streptophyta, Magnoliopsida, Asterales, Asteraceae. The record is from RefSeq and is a predicted model, not a curated record. The transcript is spliced from 2 exons.